ACACGGCACAUUUGCAGCGAGUGGUCAUGGCUCCUCGUCUCCCUCUGCUCUGGGCUCGUGGCCGCCGCCUCCUCCUUCUCGCCGUCGUGCUCUCCCAGCUCGGCGCGCUCUCGUGCCAGACCCUCCGCGGCUCCGUCACCUGCCUCGACUGCCCCGCGGGCCACCACCUCUCCGGUGUGGUCGUGACGGUGGAAUGCAGCGGCGGCGCGGGCCCGCACGUUGUGGCGCGGACGGACGGCGGCGGAAACUUCGGCGUGGCAGUGCCCGAGUCGGUGCUGGCCUCGCGGUGCCCGGCUAGGGUCCUCGGCGGCACGGAGCAGCUCUGCGCGCCGCGGAGGCUCACGGUCGCGCGUGUCGUCGUUGCUGGGCGGCCUGGCUCAUACGCGCUGGGAUCGCGCCUCGCCGUCUUCACAAGGUGCGGAGGAGCCGUCGCGACGAUGUCCGCCGGUGGCAGCGGCGGUCAGACGUCACCCCCGAGGCUUGCUCCACGGUUGCCCUCGCCCAGCCUGCCGCCGUUCGUUGGACGCGCCAGCCCGCCAUACGGCCUGGGCAUCCCUCUCAUCUACGUAUUCCCUUUCAUCCCAAUCAUUGGCAUCCCCUAAAUGAAGGUAGCCGUAUUCUGUUGUUUUCUUUCGGCCAAGUUUGCAGUAAUCUGUAGCCAUCCAUGUCAGUGAGGUCGCGUUAUGCAUGUGUGAACAACUACCCAUAAUGUGAGUGUAUUUGUACGUGUUGAAGCCCUCUGCCCUUUGGUCCAUCGUGAGCUGUUGUACAUGUAUAUAUAUAUAUAUAUAUAUACAUUGGAUGUCAAUGAAUAAAGUGUAAUUCUUUA
Molecule: messenger RNA, 829 nt
Organism: Aegilops tauschii subsp. strangulata
Lineage: Eukaryota; Viridiplantae; Streptophyta; Magnoliopsida; Poales; Poaceae
Source: RefSeq, a predicted model, not a curated record